This is a messenger RNA of Cetraspora pellucida, 458 nucleotides long. The record is from the annotation of a GenBank genome assembly. Lineage: Eukaryota; Fungi; Glomeromycota; Glomeromycetes; Diversisporales; Gigasporaceae.
AAGUCCUAGAAUCUCAGCCAGAGAGUGGCAUUAAGAAAGAGAAAGAAGAACUUAAGGAUAGAAACCAAGAAAUUAGAGUUGAAAUGGCUGAAUGUAUUGGAGUCGAAAAGGCUGAACGGAUGGAUGUUGAAAAGACAAUUGUUGCUGAAGAAGAAAAUGGAAAAUGGAUGAAGGUCAAAAGGCUAAAAUCAUUGGAUUUCAGAAAUCUUGGAGAUGCCUGUGACCAACAACAAGAUGAUGAAAAAAGGAAAGCUGUCAUAAAGAUUUCGAAAUUAGCCCUCAAAGAAAUGAUUACUGUAUUGAAUAAUGAACCUAGAACAAAAGAAAGAAUAAUGACAUUAGAGGUGGAACGAAGAAUCAUCAACAAAAUAAACAAAGGAAUGCCCUGGUACUUAUCUCUGCUUCAAUCGGCCUUAAUGACAUUCGAUCCUGGUGGAAGCUUGUUUCCUGUCGUUUAA